CUCAUUCACCCAUUAGUACCCCAACCACCAUCGGAAUCAUGCCCAAAGCCAAGAAAGCAGAAAAGGCACCACCAUAUGAGCCCAACAUCCCUGAGCCCAAUACGAGAGCUGAGCUGAUAAAAUACUGGAUGAAUCUCUCCCUGGAUGAUAGAACUGCUCAGAAACUGUUGUGGCUCUCAGAAGAAGGGACCAAAGUGUCACGUAUGACAGAAGACAUGUGCCCAGUUCUGGACAGACCUGAGAGAUAUGAGCAUUCACCACAGGUGCUGUGUAAGGAGGGUGUUUUGGGCAAUCGUGGGUACUGGGAAGUGGACUGCGAGGGCUGGGUGGUGAUAGGGGCCGUGUGUGAAAGUGCAGGACGGAAAGCAAAGGAUGGCCCAUGUGGCCUAGGUGAGAAUGACCUGUCAUGGGGUGUGGGCUGGGCUGGCUCCUGCUACCAUGUCUGGCACAGCGGGGUGAACACUGAAGUCCAGGCUCCCCUCUGCCCCACUAUUGGGAUCUACACAGACCAGCCAGCUGGCAUAAUCAAGUUUUUCCUAGUGGAGGGAGAGAACGGCUCCAAAGAAGUCAGACCGAUUCAUCGUUUUACAACCACCUUCAACGAGAAGCUCUUUCCUGGUUUCUGGGUGGGCAGGAAAUCCUACUGUUGGAUCCGAAAAAAGGACCAGGAAAUGGAUUAGGGUGACGUUAGGAAAAGAGGAGAGCUGUGCUAGAAUUUUAAAGGAGAAAGAGUUAUUGGUAGAGGACAAGAGAAGUGCCAAAUCUUGUCAUAUCCAUGGGAAUAAUUUAAGUAACUGAAACCUUUUGAUUGUUUGUAGAACUCAUGUGCUCUACAACAUAAGGUAUCCUGUAUUUUAAUUAACUACACAGUGUAGAUAUACAAAAGAAACCCUAAAUGGACCCAUAAAUUCUUAAUGAUUGCUCUAAAAUAUCAAUGUAGCUCAUUGCCAUCCAUUUCUGAAUUCACAGCUGU
Molecule: messenger RNA, 973 nt
Organism: Xyrauchen texanus (razorback sucker)
Lineage: Eukaryota; Metazoa; Chordata; Actinopteri; Cypriniformes; Catostomidae
Product: tripartite motif-containing protein 16-like protein
Exons: 4
Coding region: 39-680 (213 amino acids)
Molecular function (GO): protein binding
Source: RefSeq, a predicted model, not a curated record